Mya arenaria is the source of this 661-nucleotide messenger RNA. RefSeq lists its product as uncharacterized. The record is from RefSeq and is a predicted model, not a curated record. Bases 56 to 475 code for a protein of 139 amino acids. The transcript has 5 exons. NCBI's taxonomy places the organism in Eukaryota, Metazoa, Mollusca, Bivalvia, Myida, Myidae.
GAAAGUAUGAUUUUAAUAUUGCAGAGCACACCACAUUAAAUGUUAAAAUAAAAUAAUGUUCGUCGUUUUGGAAUGGAUAAGUUUUCUCUGCUUGGUAUUGCGUGUGGCAGGCGUGCAAGGCGAUAUUGCGCACGAAAAAGGGGCGAAUCCACGGCAUUCAGACAAUAUUCGUCCAAACCCUCGCUAUGCUGAUCUGGCUGUGGACGUCGAUCCUAAAACUUGCAGCUCUACAGACUUUGCAAAUAGUUCCAGAACAGAACAACCCUGGUGGCGUAUUUGGUUCCCGAACACUAUCAGUUUCUCUAACAUCGAAUUGACCAUCAAGAAAACUACGCUACAUGUAUUGAAAGCGUCUUCUAUUGUCACUAGAAGUAUUGUCAAGAAACCGUCCAUCAAGCUUGUGUCAACAACACAUUUGGUCCUAACUGUUCAAUCACAUGCAAUGAACAUUGUACCGGACUAUGUGACAGUUUAAAUGGGAUCUGUAACGAUUGUGAUGUCGGAUAUAUUGGGCAGUUCUGCAAUGAAUCCUGCUUAAACUUAACAUAUGGUCAAAAUUGUUCCGGAAGAUGCAGCGAAUUCUGUUCCGGUCCUUGUAACAAGAUUAACGGGAGCUGCUUUAAAUGUGUUGCUGGACGUAAGGGACCAUAUUGUGACGAAU